Molecule: messenger RNA, 3345 nt
Organism: Vanessa atalanta (red admiral)
Lineage: Eukaryota; Metazoa; Arthropoda; Insecta; Lepidoptera; Nymphalidae
Gene: Cnb
Product: interaptin
Exons: 9
Coding region: 179-2803 (874 amino acids)
Biological process (GO): centrosome separation; regulation of cilium assembly; mitotic cytokinetic process
Cellular component (GO): centrosome; centriole
Source: RefSeq, a predicted model, not a curated record
GUUCAACUUACCAAGUUACCAACAGCCAAUAAAUUACAAACAAAAUAAAUAAACGGCUGUUUAUGUAGAUUAGUGUACGAUUAUUUAUAAAAUUAAGUGGCAAAUGCAAACAAAUUUCUAUAUUAUAUAAAUAUAAUGGCUUUAGUUUAUUUUGCAAUUAAAUUGUGGAACUUCUGUGAUGAGUGAGACCGACGACACUGAUGUGCUUUUGCUGAUACCACCGAAUUUCUUCCUAGUUUAUAGCUCAGGUUCUGAGGAUUCUUUUCUCGAAUCCUCAAGAACAGUAGUUCAUAAACCUGUUUCAUGCACAGCUCAAGUUUUAGGCAAACUGGUUGACCAAGUCCAUACUUUAGAAUCCCGUUUGGAAUCGUUAGAACUGGACACGAGUAACGCUUUUUCUAGUGUCGGUUCUGCCAAGCGUAAGGUAUGGGAUUCGGAAAGUCUUGACAGUCGGAGUAUUGAACGAAAAUGUUUCACUUUCCCGCGCAGACGGCGCCGUAAACUUAGAAAAGAAAGAGCUAAAGACGUGUCUGUGACCAGUCUUGAUACAAUCACUACUAACGAUAAUAUUAUUCACUCCUUAAAAUAUAAAGACGACGUUAACUUUAAGCGUGUUGAACAUUUAAAUGACGCCCAAAGUAUGGACGGAGACAUUAGCAGCAUAGUAUCAACACCUAGUAAAAAGAACGAUAGACUUCUUCUCCAUGAAAUAGACGAAUUCCUCACGAAAGUCGAGUCAUACGAUACAGCAGACACAAAAAAAGAACAGAGUGCUAGUCCUGAAAAUGUUAUCAAAGCAACAGGUGAUUAUUUAUCUCAAAAACUGGAAACCAAGGAUAUGGAUGAAGUUCAAUUACCAAGUGGCCGGAUAGUGCCGAGUACCAUUCUCGAUAAGUAUAUUUACUUGGUUAAAAACAGUGGCAACCAACCAGUACAAGGUACUUCAUCAAAUGUACGUUCUGAUAAUGAUGUGUCAAAUUACUCUGCACCUUCAAGGGCUAAACAAGACACAAAAUCACCAAGCAUUAGAAGAUUAAACUUUAUGGAGAACAGAGAUGUACAACCUACAUCAACUCCUAAGAGAAAUACACAAAUGAGUUCAAAUUAUUCUGAGUCAUUUAAACCAUCAUCAAAUAAGAUCUUGGACAGAGCGUCAAAAGUGCUAGAGCACUAUAAGUCACAAAACUAUAGCCAUAACACUCAUAGUUCCGUAACUGACACUAGCGAAGUAACAUCUUUAAAGAGAGAAGAAUUUAAAAUGCCACAAAUGAGACCGUUUGAUUUAGAUAACAGGAAUUUCAAAAUUGACUCAAUAGACACAGAUUUGUUGAGUUUAAGUGAACUUUGGGGAGAAAAAGGUGAUAGAGUUGAUAAAGUCGAAAGUAUAAAAUUGGAAGAAGAAAGAUUAAAACGAGAGCACUGUGAAGCAAUGAUCCAACAUUUGCAAAGGAAGGUACUAGAACAGCAAGAAAAAUUAGCAGUAGCUCUGAAAGUAGACAGAGCUAAAGAUACUGCAAUCAACAAGCUCCGGGAAGCCUGGCUCAAACUCACUGGCAGUCUUGAUAGGGCUGAAGAGAGACACCGUUCAGCUCUAGAUAAAAUGGUCCAUGAAGUUGAAAACUUUAAAAUGGUUGCCGGUGAAGCACAGAAGAAAACAAACCAAUUUGAAACAGAACUUUACAAAGCACUUGACCUGGCUCAUGAUUACCAAGAAAAAUGUAAAAAACUCACAGCAGAAAAAAAUGAAUUACAAGAAAAUAUGGAAAAAAUUACUGAAAGUAAAGAUAAUGCGAUUAAGUUGAAAGAAAAAGAAAUAGAUGUUUUGAAAGAGAAUUAUGAAACUGUAAUGAGGUUGAAUAAGCAGUCAACGGACUGUGUUCAAAAUGUAGAAGAUGCAUUAGAAAAGGAAAAAGCAGAUCACCAGUUAACAAAAUCUAAAAUGAUUGAAUUAAAUCAUAAACUAGAAGAAGUGAGUGAUGAGAAACAACUCAUACAAGAUGAGAGAGACAUACUCAAGGAUAAGGUCAACGAGGAGAGGUCAAGGUGCAACAUGCUGGAGCGACAGCUCUGUGAUGCGCAGACUCAAGUUGGGGAUCUUUUAAAGAGAUGUGACACCAUGGACGACGAAGCUAAGACUCUCCGGAAACACCUGGAGCUACAAAAAACCGAACUAAGGAGUCACUACCAGCAACAGCUGGAGGACGCCGUGCUGGGCAAGCUGCAGGAGUUCCAGCGGCAGCUCGACCUCGCCGAGGGCGAGCUGCAGCGCGCCGCGCGCCUCCGGGAGGCCGCCGCCGUCGCCUCGGGCCGCGAGCAGCUGGCGAGGGUCGAGGAGCAACACAAACUUGAAGUUAAUGUUUUGGAAGAGAAACAGAAAGAAGAGAUCAAGUUAUAUAGACUGCAACUCGCACAAGCCAGCGAGAAGAUUGGGCUAUUGGAGAGCAAGCUGGAGAGCUACCGGCGGCGGCGCGGGCAGCUGGCGGCGCAGCUGCACGGCGUCAUGCAGGCGCAGUGGCGCCAGGCGCUGCUCAUCCUCACGCACGGGCCCGAGCGCGGGUCGGUGACGUCACCCGAGCGCGCGCACGCCGACUCGCGCCUCGACGGCGCCAGCGACCGGGAGCUGCAGCAGUACGUUAAGAUGCUUCUUAUGAAGCCACCUAACUUCGAUACGGAUUCUCCUCCCGACCCGAGGGACCCUGGAGACCUGAACGAAGAACCGACCAGCGACAGACCGGACCGGCAAGAAAGGAGGGACAAAGUGAAGCGAAGUCUUAAUGCGAGCAAACCGCCGUGGAAAGCUUAACUCACUCUUAACUCACUAAUCAUAUCGUGUUUUAUUUAUAACUUACAAAAUCGUUGCAAUAAUAAGAUUAUUGUGUUAAUAAAUUAAUAUGAAGAAUUUUAUAGUUAAUAUUGAUGAAGCUACUUAUACUGCAGCUGCGUUAAGGCUGACUCCAGACCAGUGACCAUUGGCAGAUAUGCAGCAGGCGGGGACUCCCUGGAAAUCUCGCUCCAAUGCAAAUGUUUCCCCAUCGAGACUUACAGACAAAGGCGUGUAACCUGGUGGCCAAUAUAAAAACCGAAGUUGCUUUCACUUGUAUGCUGUGUAUUGGAUUCGAAUUUGAAGCGAGCAAGUGUAAUAACGAGCAGAAUCGAUAUUCAUCACACAUAUGUCCUAUUCCAGUCGUAGAAGUAAAGAAUAAACAAACCUUAUACUCCAUGCGAUUUGAUUAUACCUCUAUAUCAUACACUAUAAACAGUUCUUGUAUAUAUCUGUAGAUAAUAUAAUACUUUUCAAUUUUUUCAAAAUUCCGGUAGCAAUGUCUAUUUUUUUUUCUCGCUAGA